AUGUAUCUCUCGUACAAGUAGUUGACGGAUGCGAGUGGUGUAGAAAAGUACCACAAUCAGUAUGGCUAGGUACACGGUGUUGGUGACGGGCGGAAACGGAUUCCUUGGACAACACAUCGUUCGACUCCUACAGGAAAAAGCGGACUUCGUCACUCACAUAAAAGUCCUUGAUAUUCGGAAAUUUUCCAAUCAGCUGAAUUAUAAAGAACGGAAGCCAGUAGCAGCAUUUGUCGGUGACGUCACUGAUGAGUCGGUCUUAGAGAACGCCACAUCAGGGGUGGACUGUGUGGUUCACGUGGCCAGUGUGGUGGAUGUUCGGAUGUUCGCGGACGAUGCCAACUUACACAAAGUCAACGUCACAGGUACAGAACAACUUCUUCAUGUCUGCAUCAGGCAAAAUGUUCGAAGUUUUGUGUACUGCAGUUCACAGAACGUUGUCAUGGGUUACAAGGAUCUCAUCGACUCCAACGAGACGCUUGAAGUACCAAGCGAUUUCCUGUUUAAAGGAUACGGCGUAACUAAACACUUGGCGGAACAAGUCGUGGAGCAUCAUGACGGUGCCAGCCUUCCAGAUGGUGGUACGAUGCGAGCCCUGACACUGCGACCAGUGACGAUGUACGGGGAACUCGACUUCCAUUGGGUGCCUCACACUCUGAAAUGGGCUAAAAGAACUGGGGGUAUGUUAUGUCAAUUUGCCAAUGGAACCAUGCAGGCGGCGUACGUUGGAAACGUGGCGUGGGGGUUUGUGUGCGCGGUCAAGGCCAUGCGGGAGAACCCGGAUCUCGGAGCGGAAGUGUUCUUCGUGUGUGACGACACACCUCUGGCAAACAUGUGUCAGCUCGUCGAACCAUUCUUGAAAAGUCGCGGAUUCAAAUUGACACCGUUUGUAUUGCCCUAUUGGUUAAUGUAUUGCGCUGUGAUAUUACUGACUUGUAUGGCUUGGUUGAUUUACCCCAUUUACCAAACCAACUCAACCUUGACAACAUCUUCUGUGAGAUUUAUGAACAUGAGAAUAAACUCUGUGUAUUCGAAGGCUAAGAAAAUACUGCACUACACGCCGUUAUAUUCUCACGAGGAAAGCCUAAGGCGGUCCAUAGAGCAUUACAAGACAAUCUAAUAGUAUGUUGUCAGGAAAUGCUGAACUGCAGGAAUCAAAGACGUGUGGAGGACACAGUGACGUAAUAUAACAUUACAGACACGUGAUUUCAUCCUGCUUUACUAAUCCCAAGCCUUCCCUCCAUUGAACUACAGAGGUGUUAGUUAACACUGAAUUGUGUCGAUUAACUGGUUGAUUACAUUUUCCGUCACUAUGAUUGGUUAAAAUCCUGAACAAUGGAACUAUAAGGUUCGGAGAUUGAUGUCCUUUGAUCUCAUGAUCCUUCAAUUGCAGACCUUCGACCGAGAUAUAGUAUAGUGAUGAAUUCUUAACUUUAACAAAUGAUUAUCUUCUCGAUCACUCGGAAUGUCAACAUAUUUGAAACAUAAUGGAAGGAAUUAUGGUUAUAAAAAAAACACCAAAAAAACUAAGUCAAUUUUUCAUUCUGAACAUAUCAAACAAAUUCCAACGCGGAUUUAACCAACGAUAUUGACCACUCAACGAUAUUGACCACUCAACGAUAUUGAUCACUCAACGAUAUUGAUCACGCAACGAUGUAAAACUGAACUUUGGUAGGAAGAGGCUUAUUACUUAUUACUUUCUAUCGAUAUAUAGGAAUUGAGCUGAGGAUUUCAGCAUCCUACCAGUAAGCAAAUAGUUUACAUGCAUAUAGCUAUACUUUCAUACUACGUAUAGGUGUAGACGAUUAACGUUGUGUUCAUACUCACAUUAAGGUUAUACAAUUCUCCAUUCAAUACGUAUAUUUACAUUCAAAGUGUAUACUAAGUGGUCCUAAUAAACCUAUUCCCGUACUUUCGGUACGAACGUUUCUGUAUUGUCAGUGCAAACGAUGUUCCAGAAACAGCCUAACGUGAUGUAUAUGGUUGUCUCUUCGAUUGCGCCGUGCUAUGCAAUACAAGAGGGAAAACUUUAAAUUGACAGUGAUUCAAACGUAUUCAUGACCCUAUGGAUGGAAAUUCCUUCUGAUAUUGUAGAUACAGUAUUUAAAACAAUAGAAACCAAUGUGAUCGGACAAAUCAGACACAGACUAUGCAAGCUAUUAUUUAUUUUAAUAUUUGUGUUUGCUAAUUUAUGUGCGUGUGUACUGCAUAGCAAUAUGUUCUUUUUAUGAAACAUUUAUUUAUUUAUCUAUCUCCCUUACAAUCUUUGUUAUAUUAAUUAAAUCCACUA
This is a messenger RNA of Mizuhopecten yessoensis (Yesso scallop), 2287 nucleotides long. Its product is annotated as 3 beta-hydroxysteroid dehydrogenase/Delta 5-->4-isomerase-like. Gene Ontology annotation, biological process: steroid biosynthetic process. The coding region runs from base 62 to 1117 and encodes 351 amino acids. Gene Ontology annotation, molecular function: 3-beta-hydroxy-Delta5-steroid dehydrogenase (NAD+) activity. The transcript is spliced from 5 exons. Lineage: Eukaryota; Metazoa; Mollusca; Bivalvia; Pectinida; Pectinidae. The record is from RefSeq and is a predicted model, not a curated record.